AAUACAUAGAAAACCCCGCGGAAAUCUCCCAAGCAACUAUGGAUUGCACUAUACAGUUUCAACAGGCACAAGAAGCCAUGGUAUUAAAAGACCCUCCAUCCUAUGCAAUGAAUUGGAACCCACCCACAACAGGCACAUUCAAGGUCAAUUUCAGUGGGUUUGCUCCGGAACUCGUCCAUUUCAUCGGCGUUGGAGUUGUUAUUAGAAACGAAAAUGUUGUAUUUAGGGAUGGUCUUCCAAAGAAGGUGAAAGCUAGGGGGCUAGAUGAAGAUGCAGGUCUUUACUGA
Ilex paraguariensis (yerba mate) is the source of this 287-nucleotide messenger RNA. NCBI's taxonomy places the organism in Eukaryota, Viridiplantae, Streptophyta, Magnoliopsida, Aquifoliales, Aquifoliaceae. The record is from the annotation of a GenBank genome assembly.